Molecule: messenger RNA, 1190 nt
Organism: Lutzomyia longipalpis
Lineage: Eukaryota; Metazoa; Arthropoda; Insecta; Diptera; Psychodidae
Gene: Crk
Product: adapter molecule Crk
Exons: 4
Coding region: 177-980 (267 amino acids)
Molecular function (GO): protein binding
Source: RefSeq, a predicted model, not a curated record
AAACUGUCACUCACGUUGCGCUAUAGAGAACUGAGAUAGGUGCAUUCUUGAGUUGAAUUUGCUUGCGCUUAUUCUUGCGGAAUUUGAGGUGUUUUGGGGGAAAUAAUCGGAACGGCGAUAGCACAAGUAUAGGCUGCAGAUGCAGUAGGUGGUGUGGCCCAGGAUUGUAGGUCGGCAUGACGCUCUCAUUUGAUGUGCACGACCGCAACAGCUGGUACUUUGGCGCAAUGACGCGUCAAGAGGCCACAGAUCUGCUUAUGGGCGAGCGCGAGGGCGGCGUCUUUCUCGUGCGUGAUUCAAACACAAUAAUUGGGGAUUAUGUCUUGUGCGUACGCGAAGAUGCCAAAGUAAGUCACUACAUUAUCAAUCGCAUCGUCCAGGGCGACAAGGUCAUGUAUAGAAUUGGUGAUCAAUCAUUUGGAGAUCUUCCCGAACUAUUGGAUUUCUAUAAGCUCCACUAUCUAGACACAACUCCACUCCGACGACCUGCUACAAGACGUCUCGAGUGCGUUCUUGGGAAAUUUGAUUUCGAUGGCAGUGAUCAAGAAGAUCUGCCAUUUAAAAAAGGUGAAAUACUCUAUAUAAUUAACAAGGAUGAAGAUCAAUGGUGGACAGCUAAGAAUACACAUGGACAAAUUGGACAAAUUCCAGUUCCCUACGUUCAAAAGGUCGAUGAGAGCCAACAGAGUAGCCUGGAGAGGCAGACCUUUAGCAAUAGCCAAUCGAUGUCCGUGGAAAAUCAAAUGAAAAAGUCAAAUCUUCAUAGACCCCUGCCUGCGCAUGCACGAGUAAAACAGCCACGCGUACCUAACGCCUACGAUAAGACAGCUCUAAAAUUGGAAAUGGGCGAUGUGAUAAAGGUGACAAAGAUGAACAUCAAUGGGCAAUGGGAGGGUGAAUUGCGCGGCAAAGUUGGUCACUUUCCAUUUACACACGUCGAAUUCAUUGAUACUGAACCAGAAGAUAGGCCAGAAGAAUAAGAGGAUUUGGCCGCAAGGAAAAUGUAUUUUUAUAAAAUAUAGUAGUUAAUUUAUUUAUUUUCCAUAAUAAUGUAUCAUAAAAGAUGUGGGAGAGAUGUGUAAAAAAAACAAUAUUGAUGAAAGAAAGUCAUGCAUGAACAAAGGACAAAAAAGUGUUUUUUUUUUAAAGAAUGACAAAUUAUUUUUUAUCAUUAAACAUUAAAUCCAAAU